Cryptococcus wingfieldii CBS 7118 is the source of this 3909-nucleotide messenger RNA. RefSeq lists its product as hypothetical. Gene Ontology annotation, molecular function: guanyl-nucleotide exchange factor activity. Gene Ontology annotation, biological process: positive regulation of Rho protein signal transduction. Bases 1 to 3909 code for a protein of 1302 amino acids. The transcript has 5 exons. The record is from RefSeq and is a predicted model, not a curated record. NCBI's taxonomy places the organism in Eukaryota, Fungi, Basidiomycota, Tremellomycetes, Tremellales, Cryptococcaceae.
AUGAAAUCAAUCCUCUCGAGGUUCAAACACAACAACCCCGCCUCCCAAUCCCGCUCCCAAUCAGCCCCCCAGCCCGAGAAUGAGAGCUACCAGCCUCCUCCCGCCAAGAAAGACAAGGAGGGUACUCGUCAUCUCUUUCGUACAAAAUCCCGACCUCAACUCCCUCCUCUCCCUGUGCAGUCUCCCGAACCAAUGUCACCAAAAGAAGAGGCACCGCAGCUGGGACCGCACGAGUUUCUCUCCGAACCCAUCCGGGCUCCAGAAAGACCCUUCAGCGUCCAACCGUCCCCCCACCCACCUACUCGAGCCGUCAACACUGCAGGUCCCAGAAGACGGACUGUCAGUGCGAGCGGGGAUGGGCCGCGUAAAGUGACCUUCAGGUCUCCACCGCCCACGCCGACGACCAGUGUACUCUUGGACGAGGCUGUGCGCCAAGAUGAACCAGAGGUCGUUACGGAUACCGACUCGUUGAUGAUGGAGAGGACUGACUCCUUACCCUCAUCUGCCCGUCCUUCCACCUCGCAAUCACAUACGCAGUCUCGCCGGUCGUCUCACUACACCACCACCUUUCCCCAUUCAUCCCGGAAAAGUUCUGGUGCCUCUCAACGGACAUCUUCCCCCGAGAAGCAACCCAGUAGUAUCAUGAUGCGGAAUAAAGAUGGCACACUUAGUCCGUCACCGUCAGAGAUGAGCUUGGGUACACAGAGUACGAUGAGCUGGUUACCCGUUGCUGGGUCUUGGGGCGAGAUGGCGGAUCAGGAAUUGGUGGCCAAUCUAGGCCCAGUGGAGAGGACGAGACAGGAGGUGCUUUUUGAGAUUGUGUCCAGUGAAGAAAGAUAUGUCAACGACUUGGUGACGAUAAGCGAUGUCUUUUGCAAGGCGCUCCUGCCUGCAUCAGCUACAUCUCCCCACAUCGAGCUCUACGAUCCCAUCUACGCCCUCGGGCGAACUCGCUCUCCCACAUCUCCAGCCUUCUCCAGCUUCAACAUGUCCUCGUCCGACCUGCCCAUCGCGUCCAAAUUCGCUGCUACGAGCCAAUUUCGUUCGCCCUCAGACAGCUCAGUGUCCAUCGGCCCUAUCACACCUAUCGACGAUUUUAGCGUUGGCAUGCUUGGAUCUGGUCUUGGGUUUGGUUCUUUACCGGGACAAAGCAAAGCUCGGCAAACGGCGUACAAUACGCUCACAAACGGCGCGCCCCCGAGCCCUAGCAGAAAGCCCAGCAUGGCCUCGCUGAAACACCAGUCUCUGCCCCCGUUAUCGCGGGCGACUUCAACUGUGCCGUCAAGAGUAGCGUCCCGCACCUCUUACCAUCCCCCUCCCACUUCCGCCUCGGGCAAGAUUUCCAGAUAUUCGAAAUUCUCUGCGUCAUCUUUGCGUCUGUCAUCUGCUUCAUCGCCGAAUCUACCUCCGAUUAUCGAUAAGGACGAGAUACAGCUUCCGGAGAGUCUGGAGAAGGUGCUCAAAGCUGUGAUGAAUGGGAUGUUGGAAGGGCAUUUGAAGUUGGUGGAAGCGUUGAGAAAGCGGUAUGAUGAUCAGUAUCCUCUGGUACGGAGUCUGGCAGAUGUGUUCAAUCGUCAUUCUACAGUGUUUGAAGAGUACAGCGUAUAUGUCCUUCACCUUGAAAGAGCCCUGGAGCAGAUCCAAGCUGCUCUCUCAUCCGUCGAACCCGCCUCCAAACCCAAACGCCUCUCGAAACAACACACCCUCACGCCCCUCCAGAAACUCGGAUACUACAUCACCCAGCUCUCAAACUCUGCUUCUGCCCAAGGCAUCCCUUCAUUAUCCAUAUCCCUCUCCAAACCAUUCCAACGUCUCCUCAAAUACCCCUUACUCUUCCAAAAUCUGUUAUUCAACACAGACCCGACUUUGUGGGAGUAUGAAAAGACGUUGGGGAUGUGUGAGGAUGUGGAUCGAAUGGUGAGGGUGCUGGAGGAUGAAAAGGUUGGUGAGGAAGCGAGGGAAGCGACGAGAGAUGGAUGGGGGAGGGUGGAAGGGCUUGGUGGGGGUAAUGUGCUGGUGUUGCCCAAGGCGUCGAGGUUGCUUCUUUGGGAGAAGCCUCUACGGGAAGUGUCGAGCGUGGACCCGAAGAAGGUUCUAGCGGAGAAGGACACGGAACCUGUUUCCAGGAGUCAUAUGCCGCCGAGCAGUAUGAAACCGGUCACGGAGCAGAAGGGCACGGAUAUGACGGUGAGGAAUACAAAGAGUAUGAAGAGGUUGGGUGGGUUGCUGAAGGCAGAGAAGGAGUACUGGAUCGUCCGAUUCACUGACAUGUCGCUUUUGUGCUUGAAAAGCGGCACCACUUCACUCCCCAUGUCGGCUACAAAUCAAUUGAAGCAAGGCAAAAACAAACGCGCGAGCAGUGAUGGUUAUCCUGGCAUUGGCAUGGCCAGAGGGCGGGAAAGGAAUUUGUAUAGGUUCUUAAAGGUAUGGGAGUGGCAUUUAGAGGAUGAAGAUGGCGGAGCCGACGCGACGAGUGUUACACAAAAACCUCAGAGUGCUCCCCCAGUGUCAAACAAUGGCACUCUUUCGAAAGGACAAUCUCUCUCGCUGGCCACGAUCCCCGGCACACCCCAUAAGCCCGCCCCUCGCCCGGGUCAGCCAGGCUUCACCUCGGCAAGAGCUCAGUCCAUGUCCAACAUCUCCCCCUCGCGAGCCGGGGCUUCACAGGAUGAAGGCGAUGGAGCUGCGUCAGACAGUGAAAGCGUCAUGUCUUUCCCCUAUUCUGGAGAUGUGCUUAAACCAAUUCCAAAGAAGACAGUGUUGAAGCCCCGUACUACCGACGGCCCUCGUCCGCCCCCGACCUCCUUACGUGCCAAACCCCGAUCGCCUUCAGCUUCCAGCUUCCCCUCUCGACCUCCAAGCUCUGCACGAGCAUUCAGCACCAGUGCACAGUCUUUAUCCCAAGCAUCCGCUCGCUCGAGAAUCGGCGAUACUGCCCACGUCAACGCCAAAUUCGCGAACAGGCUCCGAUCUGUGGACGAUCCCACUGGUGCUGCGGCCGGACGCUUGAGUCUGCCACCUGCGAUGAUGCGGAGCUCCUCAGCUGCUGAUAGCGUGUCUGUCGUAGGCGGAAGGCGGGCGGUGUCGACUAUUGGUAGCCGAGCAGGCAGUGUGAUGAGUCGCCGGGCGGAAGACGAGUCAAGUGAAGGCACCGUACGAGCUCGACCACCAUCUGUCCGACCGCCUUUACACGCCCCAAAGAGGGCAUCGACACCGGCCUCUACUGCGACAUCGAAAAGAGUCAUUACACCUACUCUACCCGCCGGCCAAUCUGCCCGAGUCGUACCCUCUCAAGCCCGCCAGAGGGGAAGUCUUCCCUUGCCGCCUCAUCCUUCUUCUUCAGUGGCUGGUGGUCCACCGGGCGGGGAUGGCAAGGUGAGCGCGGCCACUGCUGCGAGACGGGCGAGAGCGUCUGUCGGCCCUGCUGCUGUUGUAUCAGCCCCCGUGGGCAGAAAAGUGAACCCCACUUUGGCUCCUACCAACAAGCCUUCAGCCAACGGCCCCAUGCCUUCAAAAGCUGCCUCCACUACCACUCUCAAGUCACCACCUUCUUCUUUGCCUCUAGAGAAGAAGUCGGGGCUGAAGAGUAUGCAAAGCACCGAUAGUGGGCUAGCAGAAGUCUGGAGGACGACGUAUGGCGGAGUAGACACCGAUCAACUUGGCUCGACUCCUCGGAAGCGGGCAGAGAGCUCCAAUACAGACCUGUCGCCAGAGACGAGGAGGCCAGUGUCGAGUGGAUUGCGACCUCUGGCUUUGGCUGGUUCCGCGACGAUUGCUAGAGACAGGAAGAGUUCGAGCCCUACGACUAGUAUAGCGAGUGGUGUUGGGAGAAGGCCUUUGGUGGGCGCUACGGCCCCGGGGAUGGGGGCUGGGGCAGCUAGCAGGAGAGAUCUUGGUGGAAAAUUUUGA